This is a messenger RNA of Neospora caninum, 4203 nucleotides long. RefSeq lists its product as hypothetical. The transcript is spliced from 12 exons. Bases 1 to 4203 code for a protein of 1400 amino acids. NCBI's taxonomy places the organism in Eukaryota, Apicomplexa, Conoidasida, Eucoccidiorida, Sarcocystidae. The record is from RefSeq and is a predicted model, not a curated record.
AUGGGGGCUCACGGGCCUGCGACUCUCUACUGGAAAUAUCCACAGAACAGUGGACAGGAGAAUGGGCUGUAUCAGGGAUCUUCGUUACCCCCAACCAAUCCAGCAGCCUGCAUUUCCUUCCGCCCUCGUCCUCUUCCCAGCGUUCCUGUGGAGUCUGGAGCGUCUCUCUCUGUCGGUGGGAACCCCUAUUUUCUUUCGUUUGCUUCCUACGCAGGCUCGGAGGCAGUGAACGUGUCUACGCGUCAGCCAUGCGAGUUCUCUCCUGAUAUUCCUGUCGUUCCACCUGCAGGCGGUGGGUGUGUCGUGGUCAAUAAGCAGCGUCUUUCAGCCCACAGUCCCAGUAUCAAGCAAUUUGUAUCCGCACCGAGGCAGCCUGCCCAGCACUCUUCGUCGUCUCCAGCAGCGACGCCGCAUUCAACAGACUACGUUCCUUCUGGCGGCUGUUUUUUGCGCCCAGUGAAUGCGGCAGGACAGGCACCUGUCGGCCAGCGCAGCCAACCUUACUCGACGGCUCAGACGACUCUGGUCGCGAAUUCUGGUGACGUGCAUCCUGUGCACCUCCGUGGUCUGUCGCCCCUCCCGAUAGGGACUGUUGUCCAAGAGCCGUCGCCGACCUCGACGGCGCCUCGGGAUAUUCCUCCUGCAGACUCGCCGGGUUUUUCUGGAAUUUUCCCGGCCGCCCUGGCUUCGGCUCAGCCACGCCUCAGUAGCGCGCCGGAGGUGUUUUCUGUCCACGAUCCUCGAACCAGUGUAGAUGCCACUCGAGCUGGCUGGGAAGCCUCGCCGCUUCGGAGCGAAGGCGGAUUCACUUUCUCGAGUCCUUUCCUGACUCCUCAAUCCUUCUGUGGCGACGAGGGCCGCGUGUCGACACCGUCUUUGCCCCACGUACCCCCUGUCCAAUUCGUGAAUGACAGGUGUUUGGAGGUCGGCAAUCCAGGCCAAGUUGCAGAGACAGUGUACUUCACCUCGCCAACGUUGGCAACGCCCUCGCUGACGGCGAACACCCUCGUCGCGGGGUCGCCGGCAGGUGUCUCUUCACCUGGUGCACCUCGCCGUCUCGCGCACUCCCCUUCGCCGCCAACUCCCCAAAUUUCGCGGGACGCGCCGCCUGUUCUGGGUUUGCCUGCAACGCUCACGCCGCAACGCCCACGCGCGUUCAGCACUUUCGAACACACCCACCUGUGGGCUCCUCAGCAUCCACGCGAAGACGCUCAAUUCGGGUCGAGAGGCCAGGGGGGGUGCGCCCCAGAGCCCGCACGCAGUGUAUCUACAGCGUAUGCGUCGCUUGGCCAGGGCUUUGCCUCCGGCAGUUCGUGGCCAGCAGAGGGACAGAACGUGAGGGGGAGUAGCGCUCCCAGCCCUUUUUCCAGCAGCCAGUGCACCCCCCGAGCUGACCCUCUCUCUGCGCCAAGUUCCUCGUCGAUUCAGAAACCAACUGGAGCGUUGUGGGUAACGGCAGCUUCCGGCCCGCAGGAUCGUCAGCCCCUCUUGCCACAAGCAGGUUUGCUCAAUUCCGGACCCGCAGACUUGCAGGACCAGCUGAAUCCUGAGGAGCGACAUCGCCUGCGAACAGUCCAGCACCUGGUACGGCAAACGCAAGAACUGAUUGCCGACACCGAACGAAGGCUGAGCACUGGAUGGCGCACCUUAGAGGGCGCAGGCCUGCUUCAGAGUCCGGACACCUCCGCAGCCGACGGCCACAGAGGAAACCAAAUUGUCAGGGAGGGCGACUACUACCAGGAAGGGCGGAGUGCCAGCAAGGCUGGUGCACCAGGAACACUCUGGGCGGAGACUCCGAGCGUCCCAGCUGGCCCCAACAACCACGCAGGCACUUGGCAUCCGCCCACGAACGCGUUGGAGUCGGAUUCUCGCUCCACUCGCCAGACUCUUGGAGAGUGUCUCGGCGACCAGUCGAGACGAAGCCAGGGAGCCGAACGGAUCCAGUGGUGUACGGGCAGUCAGCGAGGCGGCGAGGUCGCAGAGAUUCAGGGAGACACGCCUUCAUUCCAUCCUGAAACCCGUUUCGCAGACCAGUUGCCCAGUGGGCACGCGCUGGACAGGACCGAAGCCACGGCGCAACGCUCGAAAUGGGUCCAGGAGAGUCUCGCGUCUGUCGAGCCGACCGGUGACCGUCUACAAAGCCGAAGUUGCCGAGGACGCGAAGAAGGCAGCGCAAGUCGAGGAGAGACCCGAAGCGGGAGCGUCGCCACCAGCGUUGCCUCUGGGGAGUUCAUCAAGCUCGCCGUCACUGCUGCAUGCGGCGGCCGAUUCCGCGAAACUCACCGAUCCCUCGCAAAAACGAGCGGGAGUGCGGGAUCCGCGAGUGGCGCAGCGCAGCACAGCAGCCAAGGGAGUAGCGCUUCGUCUCGCCUUUUUGGACACGAAGGGAAGCAGUUGGGACUUCGAACGGGCGAACGGCCGGACGCUCGCCGCGAAAAUGGCCGUGGACCGCAGAAUCCACCGGAACCACUGAGGAGAGGCGGCGCCCCCAUCGAGAACAUGGGCGUCUCGAUCGCUGCUCGAAGGGCGCCUUCAGAUCACACUGCCGAGGCAUGCGUCAGCGAGAGGACGACUGUGGGCAAACGGGGCACACUGCGAGAAGACCAGUCGGGUUACCCGGCACGCAGGGACAUUGGCGGCUCCGGCGAAUCCGACCACGGCGAGAAGAAAAGGGGAGGUCUCGAGAGAAGAGUGCGCGCCAGAGACGGCCUGCAUGCGGCGAACUCGGGCCGGGAGCAGCCGCUGUGGAAGAGGGAGGAGACGUGGCCAGAGAGCGGAAGGGGAGAGAGUCGCUGUCGGGUUCAGGCAGCGUUUGGCGUCGCAACAAAGAGAGGAGAGAACCCAGGGGACGAAAGAGGGAGUGACGCUUCUCUUUCGCGCGAGCUCUCACAGAGCAGUCUCUCGCCAGAGGCGAGGCAAGACGGAAGCGGCGCCCGACGGCGGCGUCCUUUGGCGCCUGAACGGAGGCCGCAGAUGCAGCGGUUUGCGUCACGUUCUCUCUCGCGCCGGUGUCUGUCUGAAGAAGGGACUGUGGACGCCACGAUGGAGGACCUCUCCCAGUCUCACUCUGCCUCUGGACCGCUCCGUCACCCGCCGAAACCGCUGCGCAACCCCCUGGCCUCUUCGCGACGCGGCCUCGCGACUGGAGCUCGGUCCGCACGCUCGCCGUCUGUGGCGAGUUCCGCCAGCUCCCCUCGCUCGCGAAAAGGCGUGUCUGAAGAGCGAACGGGACCUGGCGCAGCGACGGGAAAACGGAAGCCUCUCGGUUCGCAUUCGAGCGUGGGCAGUGCAGGAGCUGUGCGGUAUCGGACUCACGAAGAUCUGCAGCCUUUCGAUGAGCCCCCGUGCUUAAAGACCAUCGAGGAAACGAUUCUGCCCCGUCUCGGAGUCGAAGUCACCAAGGGAGACUGGACGGAACAGAUCGAAACUCUGGACACCGUCCGGCGCCUCGCAAAGUUCCACUUUGCUUCCCUGACACAGGAUGUUCUCAGGCAAGCACUCGCAGGUAUCUUGGCGUGGCUGGCCAGCCCGCGGUCCACUGUCGCGAAAAACGCCUGCCUGACUCUCAGUGACCUUUUCUUCUUCGGGAAGCGGAGAAUGGAUCCAUGGGUCUUGGAGGUGGUGGAGCUCUGCAUGAAGAAGUGUUGCCAGUCGAACGAAUUCCUCAACGAGGCGGUCCGCAGCGUGCUCUCCACCGUCUGCCAGUUCGCGUCGGAGUCGCGAGUUCUACACGCCUUCCUUCACUGCAUCCCGCCCUGCAAGCAGCCAGGGGCGAGGUCGACGGCUGCGUCCUGCCUCGCUCUUCUGUUCCAAAGAACCAGUGAGCAGGCGGCACGUGGGGGGGAGCUCGCGCAAAUCGUUAAGCUUCUCUCGAAUAUGGCGACUGAAGCUUCCCCGGAUGUGCGCGUGGCGGCGCGCGUGGCUCUCACGAUGCUGCACAGAACCUUCGAUGGAGCGACGCUGCGCCGAGUUUGCGGGUCUCUUGACGCGCGGACCAAGAUGGAGGGCUUCGUUUCGCGGACGACAAACCGAGAAAUUGAAGACGUCUUGAAAACUGUGGAGGCAGGUCCCCCGGGGGGUGGACGCACCUCGUUAGCGUCCUCGCUGUCUUCGAUCCCCGACGACAGCCGAUCUGCUGGCCGUGGACAGAGUGGCAGCAACGGGGGCUAUCGACCUUUCUCUCUAGGCCCAGUGAAACCGUAG